Molecule: messenger RNA, 1081 nt
Organism: Phanerochaete carnosa HHB-10118-sp
Lineage: Eukaryota; Fungi; Basidiomycota; Agaricomycetes; Polyporales; Phanerochaetaceae
Exons: 2
Coding region: 33-506 (157 amino acids)
Biological process (GO): regulation of DNA-templated transcription
Molecular function (GO): DNA-binding transcription factor activity
Source: RefSeq, a predicted model, not a curated record
GCCUCCUACUCACGCUCAGUCCCGCCUCUUACAUGGGGCUCGACCGCACGUCGCGUCGCGUCCGUGCACAACGCACUCCCUCCACCACCCCGUCCCCGUCCGCCCGCUCAAAGCCUCUGGCAAUCGACAAGUGCAUGUCAGACGCGCCCUCUCCAAAGUCUCUCACUCCUCACCGCAAACACCACAAGCUGCUCAAGGAUGGCAGCGAGGUUUGGUCAGAGGAGGUCGAGAAAAUCUUCGUCCAAGGUAUGCCCCACGCCUUCACCUCUCCGGUCAGCACUCAACACCGCCAAAUCCUCACAGGGCUCAGAGACUACUGGGAAUCUCCAUGGGCAACCUACUCGCGUGGCCGCAGCAGAUGGAGAAACCAGUUCCUUGUAGAGCACCUCAAGAAGAACGCCAUCGAGCGAUCCAAGAAGCAGGUCGCAAGCCACAUACAGGUCCUUCGCAAUAUGUGGAGAGGCGAACCAGGUACGCUCCCUAGUGUCAGCACAUCUGGUUGGUAACUCACGGAGGAGAAAAAAAAAAUUGGCGCAGAGUUCCAUCUGGUUGCUGGAGGGGAAGAGCUCUUUGCAGAGAACGGGCUGCUGGCGUCUCCAGAGCCCAAUGCUGGUUCGGAGCCCGGAGACAGCCUACCGUCCCCAGAGGCAAUGUCGUCAUCCUCGUCCACGACGCCGGACUACUUGACAUCCGAUUUCGCGACACGCGCUUCGUCCAGUGGAGUGUACACGCAAGACCGUUCUCCGGUCGCUGCGCUUGGAUCCUUGGACAGCGGGCGCGCCUUCGACGCAUACCCUGGCGUCUCGGGCCCGAUCGCAGUCGCACAGGGGACACCGCCGCCGUCCCCGCCUUCAAGCGACCGGAUCAAGGGCUCUGUCAAGCUCGAGCCUCUCCUCAUGGGCGGCGGCCCAUACGCCUUGCCGGCCAGUCCCCUCUCUUGUCGCUCUGGGCAGAGGGCAUGCCCGUGUUUUCCACCGCCGUCGACCAGAUCAUCCGGGGGAUGGCGAUACCGCCCGUACCGCUCCAUGACAGCCCAUCGACCGUUAUGCUCCGCAUCAAGAUAUCCAUCCCCUCGGCUGAC